This is a messenger RNA of Lemur catta (Ring-tailed lemur), 4627 nucleotides long. It is a transcript of the gene FYB1, whose product is annotated as FYN binding protein 1. Gene Ontology annotation, cellular component: plasma membrane. The coding region runs from base 81 to 2609 and encodes 842 amino acids. Gene Ontology annotation, molecular function: lipid binding; protein binding. The record is from RefSeq and is a predicted model, not a curated record. Gene Ontology annotation, biological process: T cell receptor signaling pathway; integrin-mediated signaling pathway; protein localization to plasma membrane. The transcript has 19 exons. Lineage: Eukaryota; Metazoa; Chordata; Mammalia; Primates; Lemuridae.
CUAACUUGCACACUCACUGUCCGAGUCACAGCAUCUUCGGGGUCACUGUGUGCCAGGCGCAUCAACUCUUUUCAAUAAAAAUGGAUGGAAAAGCAGAUGUGAAGUCCCUCAUGGCGAAAUUUAACACAGGGGGCAACCCGACAGAGGAGGUCUCAGUCAAUAGCCGACCCUUCAAAGUCACAGGGCAAAACUCACCAUCAGGAGUACAAGCAAAAAAGAACUUAUUCAACAACCAAGGAAAUGCCAGCCCUCCUGCAGGACCCAGCAACGUUGCUAAGUUUGGGUCUCCAAAGCCACCUUUGGCGGCGAAACCUUCUCCUGAGGAAAAGCCUGACAAGGAGCCCAAACCCCCAUUUCUAAAGCCUACUGGAGUGGGCCAAAGAUUUGGAACACCGGCGAACUUGGCCACCAGAGACCCUGAGGUAAAAGUGGGAUUUCUGAAACCUGUAGGCCCCAAGCCCGUCAACUUGCCCAAAGAAGAUUCCAAACCUGUGUUUCCCUGGCCUCCUGGAAAUAAACCAUCACUUCACGGUGUAAACCAAGACCAUGACUUAAAGACACCAGGCCAGAAACCCGGGCCUACACCUCCAGCCCCCGAAAAUGAACCGAAGCAAGCAUUCCCAAACUUGGCUGGGGUUAAAGGCAAGUUUAUGUCAGCCUCACAAGAUCUUGACCCCAAACCCCUCUUCCCCAAGCCUGCCUUUGGCCAGAAGCCAUCUCUGAGUACUGAGGACUCCCAUGAAGAUGAGAGCCCCACUAAGAAUGUGUCUCUACAGAAAGGUGCCCCAGCUCCUCUGGGACUCAGGUCCAAAGGUGUCCCUUUAAAACCAGCAAGGGGACACCCAGAAAAUAAAAACCACGCAGGUGAUACGUCAAGUUCACCUUUUCCUGGAGUGGUUCUGAAACCCGCUGCAAGCAGAGGAGGCCCAGGCCUCUCCAAAAAUGGUGAGGAGAAAAAGGAAGAUAGGACGAUAGAUGCUGCUAAGAACAUCUUCCUGAGCAAAAUGAAUCAGGAAGAGUCGGCCUCCGGGGCUCCUCCCGCCAAGUUCCCUAAGGCCCCUUCAAAGCUAACAGUGGGAGGGCCAUGGAGCCAAACUCAAGAGAAGGAAAAGGGAGACAAAAAUUCAGCCACCCCAAAGCAGAAGGCUUUGCCUCCCUUGUCUACUUUGGAUCUGCCUCCGCAAAAGCCCAACAGACCACCAAAUGUUGACCUGUCGAAAUUCCGAAAAACCGCUUCUGGUAACAGUACCAGCAAAAGCCACACAUCUUACUCAACAGCUUCCCUGCCACCACCUCCACCAUCCCAUCCGGCCAGCCAACCAUUAUUGCCAGCAUCUCACCCAACACAACCUGCAGCCCCAAGCCUACCUCCCAGGAACAUUAAACCUCCACUUGACCUAAAAAGCCCUGCAAAUGAAGAACACCAAGAUGGUGUCAUCCAUGCUGAUGGUACAGGACAUCUAGAUGAGGAACAAGAGAGUGAUGGAGAAACAUAUGAAGACAUAGAAGCAUCCAAAGAACGAGAGAAGAAAAGGGAAAAGGAGGAAAAGAAGAGAUUAGAGCUGGAGAAAAAGGAACAGAAAGAGAAAGAAAAGAAAGAACAAGAAAUAAAGAAGAAAUUUAAACUAACAGGCCCUAUUCAAGUCAUCCAUCAAGCAAAAGCUUGCUGUGAUGUCAAAGGAGGAAAGAAUGAACUGAGCUUUAAGCAAGGCGAACAAAUUGAAAUAAUCCGCAUCACAGACAACCCUGAAGGAAAAUGGUUGGGCAGAACAGCAAGGGGGUCAUAUGGCUAUAUUAAAACAACUGCUGUAGAAAUUGACUACGAUUCUUUGAAACGGAAAAAAACCUCACUUGCUGUUCUUUCAAGACCUAUUGAGGAUGACCAAGAAGUAUAUGAUGAUGUUGCAGAGCAGGAUGAUAUUAGCAGCCACAGUCAGAGUGGAAGUGGAGGGAUGUUCCCACCACCACCAGAUGAUGACAUUUAUGAUGGGAUUGAAGAGGAAGAUGCUGAUGAUGGCUCCACACUACAGGUUGAAGAGAAGAGUAACACGUGGUCCUGGGGGAUUUUGAAGAUGUUAAAGGGGAAAGAUGACAAAAAGAAAAGUAUACGAGGGAAACCUAAAGUCUCUGAGUCAGACAGUAACGAAGGUUCAUCUUUCCCUUCUCCCCCUAAACAAUUGGACAUGGGAGACGAAGUUUACGAUGAUGUGGAUACCUCUGAUUUCCCUGCUCCGCCAGCAGAGAUGAGUCAAGGAAUCAAUAUUGGAAAGUCUAAGACGGAAGAAAAAGACCCUAAGAAGCUAAAAAAGCAAGAAAAAGAAGAAAAAGACUUCAGGAAAAAAUUUAAAUAUGAUGGUGAAAUUAGAGUCCUCUAUUCAACCAAAGUUGCAGCCUCCUUAACUUCUAAAAAGUGGGGGACCAGAGAUCUACAGAUAAAACCUGGUGAAUCUCUUGAAGUUAUACAAAACACAGAUGAUACAAAGGUUCUCUGCAGAAACGAAGAAGGAAAAUACGGUUACGUCCUUCGGAGUUAUCUGGUAAAUAAUGAUGGAGAUGAUGGAGAGAUCUAUGAUGAUAUUGCUGAUGGUUGCAUCUAUGACAAUGACUAACACUCAGCUUUGGUCAUUCUGCUGUAUUCCUUAGGUGCCAAUGUGAAGUCUGGGUUUUAAUUGGCAUUUUAUUGGAUAUCAUAGAAAAUGAACGCACAAAACUAUUACCAUUAGUUAUGAAAUUCUGAUUAUCUUUGUAAAGUUUUGAAAUUUCAAACAUAGAAAAUAAUCUCUCUGCUUAAUCGGCAUCUCAGAAGAUACAUUAGCAAGAUACAAGAAUUAUUAAAUAUCCCAUUUCUGCUUUAGCUAUAAUUGUGAAUGUAUCUCUUUUAGAUCAUCAAUAGACAAUCCCCCCACUCAUUAAAAAAAAAAAGAAAAGAAAAAGAAAAAUUAUUCAAGCAGAAAUGAUUAUCCUGUCUGAAAAAAACAUAAGGAGGAAAAACAUAAGGAAGAGAAUUUUAAAACAUUCCCCAAAAAGGAAAACUAUUGUUUACACCUCUAAUUAUGAUUAUAUCUUAUAUUCUCUAUGCAAAUUAUCUAUCUUAUAAAAGGUAGUGCUGUCUUAUCUCCUGCUGGUGAGCUAAAUGUUUUCACAAAUUACAGUAGUAGCAGAACUUUUGUAUAAAGUUUGUCCAAAUUUGUUAAUUGUAUAUAUAUGUUAAUUAUUUGAUAAGAAUGUUAUGCAUUUAAUAUGGACAUCUAAGAGUAAACCGUAGAAAAGUCUAAAAUACCUUUUUGCUUGCAGAUUCAUUUGCUAACAGUUUAAUUCUGUACUGUUUGAAGUACUACAAUAUUAGCUAGAGUAGUUCUGAAUGAGGAUAACCCUAACAGUAAGAAGAAUGAAAGAAUGAACCUGAAACUAAAUUGAAUUUUAUGGCACCUCUUCCUUACAAUGAAGAUGCUUUUAAAAUUUUUGUUUUUGUGUUCAAUUACCUCUACAGAACUUUUUUUUUUUUAACCACUUUACUGGAAAGUUGGCCAGCAGAGGGAGUACAAAGUAAUAAACCCUAGUGUUUGGACUGGGCUGUUCCCUAUUGAUACUCAUUUCCAAAGCAACCCCAAAACAAAAUGUGAAGCAUUUGAGUUUCCAAUGCUAAGAACACUAAACACUAUGAUAAAAAAUGGAAAACACCCUAGAAAAUAACAUAUUAAAUAAGUUUUUCACAACUUCUAAAAUACAAAAUAAGCAAAUCCUAAUGCUGGCUCCUACUAAUGAACCAUGAUGUGAUAUUCAAUAAAUUAUUUAUCCUCUCAGUUUCCUCAUAUGUAAAUUACAGGAUUAGACUAAGUCAGUUUUUCCCGACUCUUUCGCUACCAAUUGCCUCAGGCUUGUAUAAUCCUCCUAUUCCAGUCCCAUGUUUCAGAAGCUUUUGUCUAUUUUAAAAACUCAUUGAUUAAAUAUUGAUUAAUGCAUUAUCCACAUUUUAAUACUGCAAAAGCCCAGUGGAGUUUCUGAAGUGGCCCUACUGAAUUGAAAUAAUUUCAAAUAACUAAAGGAACUCAAAACUUUCACAGGGGUGAAGUGGGAUUUCCAUUAGGUGCUUUGAAAUUUGAAAAUAAGUCAUCACCUUCCACUGCUAAAUAUAUAGAUUUUGGAGUCUGAGGCCCCCAGAUUAGAAGCUACUCCUUUCAAAGAUUCUCUGCAAUUAUGAAAUACUUUGAUGUCUACUUUUAAAAAGGGUUUGCCAGUAUAUGCCCAUGUGAUGAAUUUCUUUUAAUACUGGAUAAAAUUACCUGGUUCAAAAGUGAGCUUUGUUUGUUAAAUUUAGUAGCAAAUAUACAUAAUACACAGUUUCAGUAAUUCUUUUUUCUGACUGAGAAUAGCGUAAAUUAAAUACAAAGUCAGUUUUUAAAAUUCCAAGUUAGAUCAAGAGAAUUUUUCCGAGUUUUGGUUUAUACACCAAGAAACAGACACAUACACACCUAUGGAAGAUUUAUAUAGUAGAUAAUGAUCUUAAUAUAAAAGAUAUAUUUGAAACAUUAAUUUUAAUAUACUGAAUAUUAUUUCUGUUAUAGUUUUAUGUAUGGAAGUUUGUCAUGUGAGAUGAGCUACAAAUAAAUAAUACCUUCAGAAGAAA